AAAAACGUCAAAUCAAGGUGUUAAUUUGAACAACCUUUACUUUUAACGGUAUAUGUUUUAUGGAAAACGUCACAUUUGAUUCAUUGGAAAAAGACUGUUAUACAAUGGCUACAGCAGCAGCUUCUGCUAACACAGCAGAUGAUGGAUCAAACUGUCCUAUAUGUUUUGAAAUUUAUAAGGAACCGAAAGCACUUGUCUGCUUACAUACAUUUUGUGAAGCAUGCAUUCAGGACUAUAUAUUAAAAAGCAAAGAGAAGGGUACACUAAGUGACGGGAUAGAAUGUCCUCUCUGUCGAUUUGUGACAGCUGUCGAAAAGGACGAACCACCAGAAAAGUGGGCUAAAUCUUUACGACCGAAUUUUGCUCUCGCUUCAUUACUACAGAGUGCAUCAUUUAGCAUCAAGUCUUCCGAGAAAGACGAAAAGUUAUGUCAGCCGUGCUUGAAACAGAACAAUACAACUUCUGCAACAAUCUUCUGCUCUGAUUGUAACGAAAGGCUGUGUGUUGAAUGCAAGAAAGUCCAUGAUAGUUUAGAGUUCUCGAAGAAUCACGAAUCUGUUGAGAUUGAGAAAAGAGAAAAUGUUGAAUUUCUCACAGCUUUCCAAUCUUACCAGAGAUGCCAACAACAUGGCAAAAAGGUAAAGUUCUAUUGUAAAGAUGAAGACAAACUAUGUUGUAGUACGUGUGCUAUUAUUACACACAGAGAAUGCAAAGGCUUGGUAGAAAUAAGCGAAAUGGUAAAGGAUAAGUUUAGCUCAAUUCAGCGUUCUAUACUUUCGAAACAAAUAUCGGAAUUAGAGAAUACUAUGAAAUCUUCUGCAGCACACUUUGUCAGUGAAAGUAAGAAAUUGACGUCACAGGCAACUGAACUGAUGGACCAUUUGAAACAGCUUAGAGAAAAAGUCAUUCAUCGUUUCGAUGCAUUAGAUGACAAUCUGAAAGGCGAAAUAAAAGCAGUACAAACAGCAAAAUCAUCUGAAAUUAUGAUAAAUGCUUUCGGAUGCGAUGAGAUCGCAUGCGAAAUGCGUCGUUUAAUGCAUAUGUUAGAACUUGCAAACCAAAACGGCACAGAAGAACAGCAAUUUGUCGUUGUGAAAAAGUUAAUGAACGAAUUUGUGGGUCGAAAAUCUCAAGCCGAUUUAAAGUUUGCCAAAGUUGAAUCUAUAAACUUAUCGCUGAAUAUUCCCAAGACGAUAGACAAUUUCUUAGACAUAUCAGCAGAAAAUAUGUCUGUAUCAGUCGAGUCCAAAACAGAAGUUAUACCAAGCUGUGCUGCAAAAACGCUCAGUCUGUUGGCCGAAGCCAAGAUUGAGCAAGAUGUCGGUGAAGAAUGUAAACCAUGGUAUCGUGGAAUAGGAUUUCUUAAUGAUGGUAAAAUACUUGCAGUUGAUCAUAGUAAUAAGAAAUGUGUUUUGAUGAAUGAAAACUUAAAAAGUAUAGGGGGACUCAAAUUGCCAUACUCGCCGUUUAAUUUAGCAGUUACUGAGGACAACUGUGUUGUCAUUACUGCUGGAUUGAAAAAGAAAUUAUAUAUCUAUGAAGUAAAUGAAAAUAACACUUUAACUGAAAAACAUGUCAUCCCUGUUUCCCUGAAAUGUGAUUCUAUAUCAAACUUUGACACCAAUAAAUGUAUUGUUGGCGCUUUUGAUAGUCCAGAACCUGCUCAUGAAAUUAACUUUGCCGGAGACAUAACUCAAUUAAAUUUUGAUUUUGAAGGAAUGCAGUUCGCUACUGCGAAGAACUUCAAGUGCUGCUAUACGAAAGAAACAAGGCAGUUACUUAUAACAGACAAGAGAGACGAUGCAGUUCAUAUAUGUGAUCUCGCAAACGGAAACAGGAACACAGUCCAAGAUAAAAGUUUCGUUAAACCUAGAGGAAUUUCACAUUAUAUGAACGACUUGUAUUUCAUCUGCUCUUCAGGCACCGAUUCAAUUGUGCAGUUGACAACAGCUGGUAAAGUGUUAGCUGUAAACAAAAUAAAUAUGAACUGUCCGUAUUCAAUCUGCAUUUCACAAGACAAAAACAAAUUGCUUGUGUCGAACAAUCACUCAGAGGUUAAAAGGUUGCUUCUCUUCAAAAUUGAACAGUGACAUAUCGUAUGAAGUGUUGUUUUGAAAAUGCACUGAGAUGUGUAAACAUACUUAGUAAAACAAUCUUUACAAUGGGUAAAUCAUUUGGUGUUGCUAGGUUUAGCUCUCUGGAAUUCAUUGUUUUCCAAUCAUAUAAAGACACAUCUUUGUUUUUGUUUCAUACAAGUUUGUGUUAAGCUAAUUCCACAAAAGGACUGCUACUUAAGUUCAUUCAUCCAUACCUGAUUUGUGAAGUUGCGCCAUGUGUCCAAUCGUCUGUCCGUCUGUCAGUGUCCGUCCGUCAUAUCAGUACGAAGUAAAAUUGUGCAUAAUGUUAGGACGAAUGCGAAAGAUUUAUAGCCGUUAAAAAUUGUAAAAUACUGUGUUUGGUAGAGAUAGUACCUAAAAUUUUAAAUUCUGAAAAGCAAUUAAACAAUUAACUUUGGUUGUUUAAAUACAUAAGUCUUGAUUUGAUCAUUUUGAAGCAUGCUGUUUAAGAUUUUCUCAAACUUUUUAUUCAAUUUCCAUGUAUCUCCUCUUGCAGAUAGUCCUACCUAUCAAGUCAUUGAUCAAUAUUUAAUCCCCAAUUAUAUCUGGAUUAUUGCGGAAGAACUUAACUCAAUGCAAAAUAAUUGUCAAAUACAUGAUUUUUUGUAUAACAUCGGAACAUAUUUUAAGUCUAAUAAAAUAAAUUCAGAUCCACUGUUUAAGCUGAAAUUUACAUAUAAUGCUAUUUCUACCAAUAUAUAUCUAUAUUUACCAUGAAAUUUGAAAUUACAAUGAAAUGACUUAUCAUUAAGUUUUUAACCAUACAGUGACUUCGUUCGUCCUAUUAACUGGUGUUAUACAGGUGUACAGGUUAAUGCAGGGAGGGAUUAUUAUUUAUGUCAUUGAUUGAUCUCUAGUACUAUUUCUAUACCUAGCCAAUACAAACAGAAAUGCUUUGCUAUAAAGUGUGCUUGUGUAUAUUGUUUAGAUAUACAUCUACUGCCUGUAUAAUAAUCGCAUCCCUCCUAUUUAAAAAAAAUAAUAUGAAAAAAUGUUAGUUAGAUUUUGUCCUAUCACUAUAUAUAACAACAUAAUGAAACAACAAAUUGUACCCAUAAAUAUCGAAUCACCUUGCCUCUUUUUACAUCAUUUUGCUUAAUUUGUUCAUAUGAUACAUCUGAAGUUGGAUAUUGAAUAAAACUUCAUAAUUGCACUCGUUUACAUAAUUAACAGUCAUACUUAAUGUAUUGACCGUAAGUAUUGACAUGUUCGCCAAUAAUUUUGAGUGUUUACUACCUGUAUCCUGAAAAUAUUUAUUUUACAAAUAUAACCUAUAUAGUUUACUGUUGACAUUGUGGCGUAGUCGUAAGCUCUCUGGCUUCCAAGUAUUAAAUUCAUUUCGAACCAUCUUCUGUUAAUGCAGUGUGAUAUAAUUUUAUUGAUAGCGGCUUUAUUCUUACGUUUAUUUAAUGCAACUGCUGGAUUUUUUCGUUGAAUGAACAAACAGUCCUCGAUUUUCUUGAAAAUACUAAGAAGCGUUAGUGAGAAAUGAUUUGUCUAGAUCUAAAAUGUUUAGAAUACGUUUAGUCGACAUUUUCUGUCACUGUUUACUAGUAUGUAGACGAAUGUUGAAUACUGUUGUUUUAAACAGUAAAAAGUCAUGAUAAAUGUUACGAUUUUCACGCCUUGUAGAUAAAAUUUGAAAAACUGAGAGGGUAAAACAUAUGACUCUGUCUUAGUCAAACGUUUUGUCCGCACAGCUAUGUGAGUAAGCAACAUGAUGUCAAUAAUAAGUAUCGCACAGUAAUAAGGCGCUUUGAAAUGUAAACAAACAAAACAAUCAUAAUAAUAAUGAUAAUAAUAACGACUAUAUUUAUAGCGGAUAACAUAUUUGGCUUAGCCAGUUUACAAUAUAGUCCACAUUAGCUAGGUCAAAACAAUAGCAUAAAGGACUUCGGGCAUUUUCUUAUUCAGAUUGCCUAUCCAAUUAAGUAAAAACUGACCAAUAGCUAGAUUUCUGAAAUAGCAUAAUACAGAUAGUUAAAGACCAUUUCUUGAUAUAUUCGACUAAAUUUUACAAGUUUUUUUUACAAAAAAAGAUGACUUUGUAGACAUUUCUAAUUCUCAUUUCUAUUGAAAUAUGAACAUUAAUCAUUUUUACGUUUUAAACAUCUUUCCCCCCAGUGAUGCAACAAAAUAUUUCACAUGCCUUUGUAAAUAGUUAUUAUAUAUGUAUGCUGCAAAAAUGGUACUUGGUCACAGGGGGGUUGUGAUAAAAAUGGAAAUAAACUACAUACAGGUUGUCAGAAAAACUGAAUAACCGCGAGAGAUGUAUUUUGUGGAAUCUGUAUUUUUCCACAUCUGCUAUUGUUGCAUUGAAAUUCGUAUUGUUUUUACCUUUCCUGAUUUUAAUGUUUUAUGUUUUUCUUCGUGUACUAUACUGGUACUGUCCUACAAAUAAAUAGAUGAAACUUUA
Molecule: messenger RNA, 4533 nt
Organism: Mercenaria mercenaria
Lineage: Eukaryota; Metazoa; Mollusca; Bivalvia; Venerida; Veneridae
Product: E3 ubiquitin-protein ligase Midline-1-like
Exons: 2
Coding region: 60-2090 (676 amino acids)
Molecular function (GO): zinc ion binding
Source: RefSeq, a predicted model, not a curated record